CGAAUUAGAGGUACUGCAUUCGUUCGUAAAUAUUUGAUUAUUUAUUAAUUUCAUUAUUUGAACACUGUGUUAAACUCUGCAGAAAUAGAGGUAACAUAAAGUCUCGCGAUAUACACAUAAAAUCGCGAGACCUUGUUGCUCCGGCUGUCAGUGCUGCAAAUUGGAAGUUGAACUUGCGUGCAGGAUCGCAGAACCAUGCCUGAACAGAGCGGUAAGGUCCAGACGGUGCUGGGUCUAAUAGAGCCCGAUCAGCUGGGCCGCACCAUGACCCACGAACACCUUACGAUGACGUUUGAGUGCAGCCAUGUUCCCCCAGCACCUGGAGACGAGGGCCUUGCUGCAGCUUCCAUUGCGAUGAAGCAUCUACACUGGUUGCAGCAGAAUCCGUACAGCCACCAUGAGAACUUGCUGUUGAAUCAAGAGAUCGAGGCGGUGAAGGAAGAGCUGUUGUGUUACCGUAAAGCAGGAGGAGGAUCCAUAGUGGAGAACACCACCACGGGCAUCACCCGAAAUCUGCCCGUUCUGCGGCAGCUGGCUAAAGAGACGGGUGUGCAUAUCAUAGCUGGAGCGGGGUACUAUGUGGACGUGACCCACUCUGAUGAGACAAGAAAAAUGACCGUUGAGAAGCUAACUGAUAUCAUUGUCAAUGAGGUGCUCCAUGGCGCAGACGGUACAGAUAUCCGCUGUGGUGUGAUUGGAGAGAUCGGUACAAGCUGGCCAAUCACAGAGAGUGAGAAGAAGGUUCUGCGAGCCACUGCUCACGCUCAAACUCAGCUCGGCUGCCCGGUUAUCAUCCACCCCGGACGGAACAAAGCCGCUCCUGGGGAGGCCAUCCGCAUUCUGCAAGAAGCAGGUGGAGAUAUCUCAAAAACAGUCAUGUCUCAUCUUGACAGGAGCAUAUUUGAUCCGCGAGAAUUGCUGGAGUUUGCAAAAAUGGGGAGCUACCUUGAAUAUGACCUCUUUGGCACAGAGGUGCUGAAUUACCAGUUCAACCUUGAUGUUGACAUGCUCAGUGACAGCCAAAGAGUUCAGACCUUGGCUUUCCUGAUCAGAGAAGGUUAUGAAGACAGAAUCCUCGUUGCCCAUGAUAUUCACACCAAGCACCGACUGACCAAGUACGGCGGUCAUGGCUUCUCCCACAUCCUGAAGAAUAUUGUUCCCAAAAUGCUGUCUCGAGGUAUCACUCAGAACCAGGUGGACAAAAUACUGAUAGAGAAUCCUAAACAAUGGCUGACAUUUAAAUAAACCAACUGCCUUAAAAAUCGAUUUCCUUCAUGAAAUUAACAUACCAAAAAUUGAUUUCUAAUUUUUAUUGUUAGGAACAUUGUUGUACUGUUGAUUUUGGUGCUAAAAUCCUUACUUUGGUGAGCGUUAAUUCAUGUGCACUGUUAAAAAUAAAGGUUUCAUAAGAGGGUUUUUAUAGAAACACAAUAGAAGAGAACCAAAGAACCUUUCAAUUAACAAUUUUUAAAAGAACCCUUUCUGUUUAGUGUGAAGAAUAUUUUAAUAAUCUAAGAUCCUUUUUGUGAAGUGGAAUGGUUUCUUCAUGGAACCAUUGAUGCCAAGAAAAAACCUUUAUGUAAGAUGGCAAAGUUGAGACCCAUGGCUCACAUGUUAAGUUUAACACUAACUAGAAUAUUCAAAUCAAAUAUUCACCAGUCUUCAAUGAUCAAAGUUCUCUCACCACAAUAAAAGUGGGUAAAAUAAAUACAUGGCUCUGAGUCAUGGAAAAUAGGUGCUUUUUACUUAAAUUGGAUGAACUAACGAAAGAAAAUAUUAUUAAUUAGACUAAUAAUUAAACUCAGGGAAUCAUAAUUAAGCCAUAGAUAAUGGAAACAUGUGGAGCAGUACUAGUGUAUUCAAAGGUCUGAUGAAAUAUAUCCUGACUACAUUACUUACUAAUUAGCCCAUGCAAAAUAUCUUUUAAUCAAUCACACAUUCUAAUAGUUUGCAAAAUGUUCUUUCUGAUAUUGUGUAGCUGCAAACAUCUCAACCAGUUAAUAAUGCUGAACAUACAGUUGCCCCUUGACAAUGACUGACUAUUAGAACUAAGGUGAUUGAAUGUGACCGUAUGCCUAAAGUAAGACUGCAAGCUGUACACGUUUGUUCUUUGGCAAGCCUGAUGUUUCACAGCACAUCUGAUAAUUUGAAGGCAUGCGUUCUGACAGGUCAUUGGGUAGGACAGAGAGAUGAGUUUCUCUGGAGCAGGUGGCCGCUCACAGUGACUCCUCUAGUAAAAUAAUGACACUGUCAGGUGCUCUGUUCCCGUGUAACAGCAAGGUAAUAUAAAAAAAACA
This is a messenger RNA of Onychostoma macrolepis, 2297 nucleotides long. It is a transcript of the gene pter, whose product is annotated as phosphotriesterase related. Gene Ontology annotation, molecular function: zinc ion binding. NCBI's taxonomy places the organism in Eukaryota, Metazoa, Chordata, Actinopteri, Cypriniformes, Cyprinidae. The record is from RefSeq and is a predicted model, not a curated record. Gene Ontology annotation, biological process: catabolic process. The transcript is spliced from 5 exons. The coding region runs from base 196 to 1245 and encodes 349 amino acids.